AUGUCGACCACAGAGCAUUUGGAGCUUACCAAGCCCAUCUUUGAGCACCAUCCCGAUGGCUUCGGUGUUAGCUGUCGCCGACCGCGUCUUUCAUGGAAGGUGGCCGACCCACGAGACGUGCGAGACUGGGUCCAGACGGCAUACGAGAUUGAGCUGACAUGGGCUGAAACUGGCGCCUCAGAACUGUUCAGGGUGGCCAGUGAAGAAUCUGUCUUGGUUCCUUGGCCAGGCCAGGAUUUGGGCUCGCGUCAGCGCGUGUCGGUCAGAGUCCGUUGCUGGGGCAAGUCUGUCUCUCCCGCGAGCGAGAACGAUAUUCAGGAUGGUGUUCCAACUGCCUGGUCCCCAGUAGCGACGGUCGAAACUGCGUUGCUUGAUCAAAAUGAAUGGACUGCCUCUUUCAUCACCUCUUCAGCCAAAUUCGGCUCUGAGUGGCCCCUUCACCCGCUACGCUUCCGUCGCCAAUUCGACUUGCCUCCGUCUGCAGCGACAUUCACGACUUGUCGACUAUACAUCACGGCUCUGGGGGUUUAUAAAGCCUAUCUCAACGGCCAUGCCAUAAGCGACGAAUGCAUGGCCCCAGGAUGGACCAGCUACAACCAUCGCCUCACAUAUCGCGUCAUCGAUGUCGGCCCGUAUCUCAACACCACAGGCAGCAACGUACUUUCCAUCGAGGCAGCGGAGGGCUGGUACGCGACCAAGCUGGGGUUUCGUGGAGGGUCGAGAUUCGUCUAUGGAGGCAAGGAGAUCGCUGCCAUGGCACAACUUGAAGUUGUCUCCCCGUCAGAGAAGUGGACGUUGGGCACCGACGAAACAUGGAUUUGCGGACCAAGUGCCAUCACUUCAAGCGAGCUAUACAAUGGAGAGGUUUAUGACAUGCGACUGGAAAAUCCAGAGUGGAAGACCCCCAUCAAGAGCAUGCAUGAUUCAGCCAAGAGCUGGGUGCCUGCAAAAACGAUACCUCGACCGCAACAGAUGAGCCUCAUUACGACGAACAGCCCUCCCGUUCGAAUCAUAGAAACAAGACAACCAAAGGAAAUCAUCAUAUCUCCAGGCGGCAAGCUCAUCGUGGACUUUGGGCAAAACUUGGUGGGAAAGGUCAGAGUAGAUUUUGUCUUGUUACCCGCGGACGCUCGACUUGUCUUUCGACACGCUGAAGUCCUCGAGUUUGGAGAACUUGGGACAAGGCCGCUAUGCGACGCAAAAUGCGAAGACAAAAUCAUCGGCUCUGGCACCGCAUUGAAAGACUGGUCCCCCAAGUUCACCUUUCACGGGUUUCGGUACGUGCAGGUUGAUGGCUGGCCUGGCUCUAACGACGACCUUGUCCGAAACCUUUCAGCGCUGGUGAUGCACAGCGACAUGAAGAGGAGGGGCUUCUUUGAGUCAUCAAACGAGUCGCUAAAUAAGCUUCAUUCUAAUAUCGGAUGGUCGAUGAAGGGUAACUUCUUGUCAAUCCCGACCGACUGUCCACAGCGCGAUGAGAGACUCGGCUGGACGGGAGAUAUCCAGAUCUUUUGUCCUACUGCGAGUUUCUUGUACGAUACUGUGGGAUUUCUUGAGAACUGGCUUCAAGAUCUCUCUGCGGAGCAAUUAGAGGAGGGCCGUGGUGGAAUACCAGGAUUUGUCUGCCCCGAUGUGCCCCUCCCAGACUGGCCACGGAUUCCCCAAGCCAUCUGGCAUGACGUUACAGUCUUGACGCCCCACGACCUCUACAAUUUCAGCGGAGAUGAGGCUCUGUUAGAACGACAGUUUAGCAGCAUGCAGGCUUGGCUUGAUCAGGGCGUGGAUAGAGGCGAAGAUGGGCUCUGGGACUUUUACCGGUGGCAGUUUGGCGACUGGCUUGAUCCAAAUGCGCCACCUCAAAGUCCGGCUCUUGCUCUCACGGACAAGGUACUUGUCGCAGAUGCAUAUCUUGUGCAUGUAACGGAAGUCUUUGCUGCAGUAUGCAAGGUCCUUGGCAAGUCGGAUCUCGCAGAAAAGUAUGCAGCUGAUGCUACGACUUUGAAGCGCCUCUUCCAGGACAAGUACAUCUCACCUGUGGGCAAUCUCAUGUCUAACACACAGACCGGCAUCGCUCUGGCAGUACAAUUCAAUCUUUACAAGAAUAAGAAGCAACUCCGAAACGCGGCGCAGAACUUGUCGAAGCUCGUGCGUAAUGGGCGCUUUCGGAUCGCGACCGGUUUUGCAGGCACACCAGCCAUCACACCCGCCUUGACAGCGACAUGUCAGCCACAACUAGCCUAUCGACUCUUGCUAGAACAGUCGUGCCCAAGUUGGCUUUAUCCAGUGACGAUGGGCGCGACUACCAUGUGGGAGCGAUGGGAUAGCAUGUUGCCUGAUGGGCACAUCAAUCCUGGACGGAUGACGAGCUUCAACCACUAUGCUCUUGGUGCUGUCGCCGACUGGCUUCACUCCUCGGUCGGUGGAAUUAGCCCGGUGGAUCCUGGAUGGAAGAAGAUACGCGUACGGCCUGUUCCAGGCGGCAACCUCACGCACGCGAAGGUGGAAUUCGAUGGGCCAUACGGGCUGAUCAAGUGCUCAUGGAGGUUGGACCAAGACGCGCCAGAGAAGGAAAGAUUCAGGAUGGACCUAGUGGUGCCGCCAAACUCCCACGCUGUCGUCACGUUGCCUUGCCACAUGAAGGUUGAUGUAGAGUCUGACACGGAGGAGCCGAACCAGAUCGUCGGGUCUGGGGUGCAUUUGUUUACAUGUGGUUUCGAGCCAGGGGAGUGGCCGCCGAAGCCACUUUUGCCGCCAAACUUGAGAUAUACGCCGGAUAUGGAUGAAGUAGCUACCUGA
Fusarium vanettenii 77-13-4 is the source of this 2796-nucleotide messenger RNA. RefSeq lists its product as uncharacterized. Gene Ontology annotation, biological process: carbohydrate metabolic process. The coding region runs from base 1 to 2796 and encodes 931 amino acids. The transcript has a single exon. The record is from RefSeq and is a predicted model, not a curated record. Lineage: Eukaryota; Fungi; Ascomycota; Sordariomycetes; Hypocreales; Nectriaceae.